UAAAGCGUGGCUGUUGAACCGAACAGAGGUAGUCUACAAAGCAUUUGCAUUGAGUCAGGCUUCGUAUGGCUUAGUCGUGAGCGUUAAUAUGUCGGCUGUUGUUGAAAAUGGAGAGGCUGAAAAUGAAAUUGAACUCAAGUCAAUAGAUGAAACUAUAGAUAACGAAUCACAAGAAGUUAAAAAGAAAAAGAAAAAAAAGAAGAAGAAAAAGAAGCCAGGAUCAGCCGAAGUGGAUGUUGGAGAUGCAGGAGAGAAGGAAGAUGCUGAAGAGCAAGGGGAAGAGGUGAAGGAAGAUGGAGAAGCUGCUGUUAAUGGAGAAGGUGAACAGACUGAGGGAAAGAAAAGACGUCGACGUAAGAAGAAAACCGCGAAACAACAAACAAACCCACCAACUGUGCCUGUAUCAGAGUUGUUUGUAAACAAACCUUUCCCAGUUGGUGAGGAAUGCGAAUACCCUGCUGAUAAAGAUGGUCGAAGUGCUGCAUGGAGAACGACUUCUGAAGAGAAGAAAGCAAUGAAUACUUCAUAUGAAGAAAUGUGGAAUGACUUCCGUCAAGCCGCUGAAACUCACAGACAAGUCCGACAUCAUGUACAGGAGUUUAUUAAACCGGGGUUGAGCAUGAUUGAAAUCUGUGAAAGGUUGGAGCAAGCAUCAAGAAAUUUGAUCAAUGAGAAUAAACUAGAAGCUGGCUUAGCUUUCCCUACAGGAUGUUCAUUGAACAACUGUGCUGCUCAUUACACACCAAAUGCUGGAGACAAAACUGUUUUAAGUUACGAUGAUGUUUGUAAGAUUGACUUUGGGACGCAUAUUAAUGGUCGUAUUAUUGAUUGCGCAUUCACGGUGAGUUUUAAUCCAAAAUACGAUCGAUUGUUAGAAGCCGUAAAAGAUGCAACGAAUACUGGGAUUAAGAACGCUGGCAUAGAUGUUCGUUUAUGUGAUGUUGGUGCCGCGAUUCAAGAAACAAUGGAAUCCUAUGAAGUUGAAAUUGAUGGCAAAACUUAUCAAGUACGUCCGAUCAGGAACUUGAGUGGUCAUUCUAUUGGUCAAUAUAGAAUCCAUGCUGGGAAGACUGUUCCUAUUGUUAAAGGUGGCGAUCAAACUAGAAUGGAGGAAGGUGAGGUAUUUGCCAUUGAAACAUUUGGUAGCACCGGUAAGGGGUAUGUACAUGAUGAUAUGGAUUGCUCACAUUACAUGAAGAACUUUGAUCUGGCCAACCAACACGUGCCUCUCAGGUUACCGAGAGCAAAACGGCUUCUUCAUGUGAUUAACGAAAACUUUGGAACGCUUGCAUUCUGUAGACGUUGGAUUGACCGCAUUGGCGAAACAAAGUAUCUGAUGGCGUUAAAAAAUCUUUGCGAUUCUGGUGUUGUGGAUGCUUAUCCACCAUUAUGCGAUAUUAAGGGUUGUUAUACUGCUCAGUUUGAACAUACAAUUCUUAUGAGACCAAACUGUAAAGAGGUUGUGAGCAGAGGGGAUGAUUAUUGAAGGAAUGGCUUGUUUUGAGGUUGUAGCAUGGGUUUGAGACUCCAAAUCAUCAGUGUAUAAACCACCGUUUAAUUUGUAAUGUACGCUAAGUUGCAGUGUAGGCUGGGACUUUUAUUUUUUAUUGACAACCUGCUUUAAAGUUUCAAUUGCGACAACUGAAAAUAAAAUGUUGAUUUGGGUA
Messenger RNA from Ciona intestinalis (vase tunicate), 1667 nucleotides. The record is from RefSeq and is a predicted model, not a curated record. NCBI's taxonomy places the organism in Eukaryota, Metazoa, Chordata, Ascidiacea, Phlebobranchia, Cionidae.